CNGUCAACACAACAAGGAAAAACUAAAUAAAUUGGAUAACAUACUCUGCUAAAAAAAGAUCAUACAGCAUUUCUGUCCAUAAUGGAAGACCAAAUAUGUCGAAUUUGUUUGGGCGACGGUGACAUUCCGAUUUAUGAUGAAAAGGACGAUUCCAGGAUUUCUGAGGAAAUCAGAAUUUUCGGUGAUAUUUGUCUCGAUAAAUAUGACGACACUCCGAAACACAUCUGCGAGACUUGUUACCAGCUACUGCAAAGUGCGGUUGUGUUUAGAACCCUUGCUAAAGAAACUCAGUCAUACAUGGAAGAGCCAGUAUCUGAUGAAGACAAUUUUCAGGAAAGUGACAGUGAUAAUAAUGCUUUAGACCGAAUAGAUCAAUCAGAACUGUUACAAAACAGUGAGGAUAAUGAAAUGGUAAUGAUCAUUGUUUCUGACACUGAUAAGAAUUCUAUAAUAUCUACGGAAAAUGCAAAUUCAGAUGAGGAAACUGAAGGUUACAACUGCGAUCUGUGCAAUAUGAAUUUUGAGUCUACUCAAGAUUAUAAUCAACAUAUCAAUAGCAACUGUUUGGGACCUAUGAACAUUCAAUGUCCUAAAUGUAAUCUAUUUGUAUUGACAGAAAAUUUUAAUAAACAUUUAAAAACUCAUAACUCUGAGGAAGUAAGCUUACUUAUGCAAGAAUGCACAACUUGCGAGAUACUGUUUCAGUCUAUAGAAGAUUUUGAGGUACAUUGUAAGACAGAAGAACAUGAAAAUGCUCUGAAAAAACCUUCUGACAACCCAAAAAUUAAAUGUCCAGUAUGUGAAAAAUAUUUGACCAAGUCAUAUUAUAAACUACAUUUAAAACUACAUGGUAAUGAUGAAGAAAAAGGGGAAAGGCUCAGAAAAUGUCCAUUUUGCGAAAAAUCUGUAUGCUAUUCAUAUUAUAGAGCCCAUAUCCAAAAAAUUCAUCCAGAUCAACAAACAAAUGAUGAAUAUCAACCAAGAAGAAAACACAACCGGACUCACAAAGACAAUGACUCAAUUCAAAAACUUAUAUGUGAUCAAUGUGGAAAAGAUUUUAAACGAAAAUAUGCUUUAAAACUGCACAUGUUAACCCAUGGCAAUGAGUAUAAAUAUAAAUGUAUGUUUUGCCCUUAUCGAGGACGCUAUGCUGGACUUCUGAAAAUUCAUAUACGAACACACACUGGAGACUAUAAUUACAAAUGCACCAAAUGUCCUGCUAAGUUCAUCACCAAGAGCAACCUCAAUAAACAUCUCCAAAGGCAUCAGGGUCCUACAGACAUCAAAUGUGAAACCUGUGAUAAAUAUUUUUAUUCCAAAUCCGAUUUUGAUAAACACAAUGAUGCUAUUCAUUUGGGUAUCAGAAACUUUGCCUGUAAUAUGUGUGGAAAAGCUUUUACUUCCAGAAACAGCAUGAUGUGUCACCAGCUCAAAGUGCACAAACGUAAAAGAUUAACAAAUGGCAAGGGCCGUGUGGCUGAUUACUUGAAAGAUAAUCCUGAAAUUGCAAAAGAUACAUAAAUGUAUUUAUGUUUUAUUACUUAUACACUAAUUAUAUUUUAUACACUAAAAAUUU
Molecule: messenger RNA, 1576 nt
Organism: Ostrinia furnacalis (Asian corn borer)
Lineage: Eukaryota; Metazoa; Arthropoda; Insecta; Lepidoptera; Crambidae
Product: zinc finger protein 709-like
Exons: 1
Coding region: 82-1521 (479 amino acids)
Cellular component (GO): nucleus
Molecular function (GO): zinc ion binding
Source: RefSeq, a predicted model, not a curated record